Teleopsis dalmanni is the source of this 3598-nucleotide messenger RNA. RefSeq names its product gamma-tubulin complex component 5 (gene Grip128). Gene Ontology annotation, cellular component: gamma-tubulin complex; centrosome; spindle pole. Gene Ontology annotation, molecular function: microtubule minus-end binding; gamma-tubulin binding. The record is from RefSeq and is a predicted model, not a curated record. Bases 138 to 3191 code for a protein of 1017 amino acids. Gene Ontology annotation, biological process: cytoplasmic microtubule organization; meiotic cell cycle; spindle assembly. The transcript has 9 exons. Lineage: Eukaryota; Metazoa; Arthropoda; Insecta; Diptera; Diopsidae.
ACAUACUCAACACAUCAAAUUGUAAAUAAGUGGUGAAUUAAUUUAAUUCAUUUGUUUACUCUCCGCAAUAUGUUCCUAGUUUAUUAAAGUUAACUAGCUGUAAAUAAGUAUUUACUGAAAAUAAUCUUACAAACGAAAUGUCCAUACAAGAAAUACGCAAUGAGAUAAUUAAAGAAAACAUACCUCAACUUGUUAAAUCUUUAACUGGUUUUAAAGAUGACGAUGAAAAUUUAAAGGUGUGUGAAUCUUUUGCUUGGUCCGUCUUACGUACUUAUCGUAAAAUAAGUAUCAGUAGCCACGAAAUAAAGAGAAAGAUUGAAGGUAUACAAGAGAAAUUUACUGCUGAAAAUUGUGCAGAAUAUGCGAAAAAAUUUGGAGAUUUGUGUAAUGUAAUCAUAACACAUCCGUUGUGUCUUAAUCAUUACGAAUUUGAUUUAAAUUGGGCUCUGGUGGACUUCUUCAUUUCAAUAGCUUACAAUCCAGCAGCAGUACUUCGCAAAAAUAAACACAAAAUAAAAUUACUUGAAGUGCAAUCGGAUGAACAAAACGACAAUAAGAUCUAUAAUAAAAAAUACUGGCAAAACUUACUAAAUGAAGACUUACCACCACUAAGUACGUUUUCAUCUGAAUCUGAACUAAGUGAUUGGUCGAACGAUGAAGAAUCAAAUGCUAACCAAGACGAAACUACUUCACCCCCUUUCGCAGAGAAAACUCUCAAUGAAACGGUAUUGAUACAACAAAAAAUAUUAAAAUGUACUGCCAAUAUUAAACCACCACAAAAAGUAGUGCCAUAUGUUCUAUAUGAUGAUAGUAAGGCGAAACAAAAUGUAGAUACCUUACUGCAAGAUAAAUGGUGGAUAAAAAAUUAUAAGACAAAUGCAGCAAGUAUUCGAAGCGUUCACCCAGAGGCACAUACAGCUGAAAUCUAUGAAGAGUUCUUAAAGAGAAAUACGUAUUUAAUAUGUGAGCCAGUUUCUACUGCAACUGAGUACUGUCUACUACGUGAAAUAAUUUGGAUGUUUUUUGUGCCCAAAGAUUGUUUCUUUUUUAAAGUUAAAGGAGAUAGUAUUAAUAUGCGCGAAUAUGUUACCAUACCAAGUUUAACAGUGAAAGGUCUUCUUGAUUACAUGGAAAACAAAAUUUUACCACACAUCAAAAUGAUGCAUAGAUUACGAACUUUUAUUGAAUCAAUGCAAGAGAAUCAGGGCAAGAUAAUACCCAAAACUGUCGAAUGUUAUGCAUAUAAUGUGAAUGCAUUACUUAAUCCUGUAGAAGAGGAUCUUUUAAAUUAUGAAAAACGUCUAAUGAACCAACAAAACUUUGACACUAAUACUCUAAUGAACUUUCAAUAUACUUUACGUCAGUCUUUAAAGCAUUUAGAAAAUGUAUUUAUGAUUCAUAUAAAGGUGGAGCAAAACUUACUCAAACUUCCUCCUCAUGUUGCUAGUACGUUUGUACUAACAAGAUUAUUAAAAUAUUGUCAGGAAAAUGUAAGCACAGAGAAAGUUAAUAUAGGAAUGUCAUUAUUUCUAUCAACAUUUAAAGUAUACCUUAGUAUCAUCAACGAUUGCUGGAAUUUAGGAGUAUUAGGUGACUGGCGGCAUGAAUUUAUAGGUGAAAGAAAGGAUGAAGAUGAUCCUAAUUUAUAUAUACGAACUUUCAACAAAGAUGAAGAUUCUUCGCUUAAUAUUCCUGUAAACAUAUCUAAUGUUAUAACGACAUCGCAAUUUUAUCAUUUGAUGGUUAAAUAUUCAAAAGAGGCAGUUUACUCACUUAAUAUACUAAAUGACAUCAAUCGCAUUACAGAUUUACAUAAAUCUCAUAAAACAAUUGAAAUCGAUUUGUAUGAGGUUUUUAUAAACAAAAUCAUAACUAUUGUAAAAAAGAUCAAUUCCGAUGCUAAUAAUACGCUGAAAGCCGAUGUUACUUUAGAUACUGAAAUUACGACUACACUAGAUUCAAAAGCUAGUGACGUUGAGAGAAUCUGUACUUCAACUAUGCAAACUCAGUUAACCACUUCAGAUCCAUUUCUAACUUUUGCAUUUUCUUAUGAUGAUAAUAAACCUGAAGUUAUAAGUAAAGCUGCUUCGGGAUCCCAAUAUCAUAAUUGGGGCGCACUACAAAUAUGUCAAUACUUUAAUAAAUUUCCAAAUGGCUUGCAACUUAAUUUAAUGGUAUUGGAUGCCUUGGCAAUAGUUUUAAAAACUCGUCUCAAUCUUACUAAUUCGUUUUUGAUAAAACUUUACUUUGAAGAAUAUUGUAUUGAAAUACAUUUACAAAAUAUAAGAAAGGUUUUCUUACUUGAAUCGGCAGAUCUGAUGUAUUACUUUUUUGAAAAAUUAUUUACUCAGAUUGAGUCUAAUGAACUUUGGGCUAAUGAAUACAUAUUAACUUCGCGGUUGGAUGAUGUAAUAAAUGCCAAACUUCCAUGGAUGACUGCCAUGUUUCGCGUUAAACUUGCUCCAAAUUACACCACUUUUUCAAGUAAAGUAAUAAAAGCUGUAGAUGAGUUUUUAAUAGUUUACAAUACACCAUUAGAGAUUGCAUAUAUUAUUAAUGACAAACAAUUGGAAUAUUACAAUCAGCUUAUGAAUUUCCUACUGAAAGUUAAAUAUGCAGUAAUGACUCUAAAUAAUUUAACAUUUUCUACUGCGGAUAAACGAAUGCGUUCACUUUCGCCCUUUGAUACAAUUGACUUGACAAUGCGCCGUUUGGAAAUGCUCCGUUUAUGGAUGAUGUAUGCUGUACAAAAUAUACAAAAUUAUUUAAUGACCACUGUGUUAAGUUCAGAAAAUCAAAAUUUCGAUACACAAUUAAAAGAAUGCAAAAAUCUAACUGAAAUUAAAGAUCUGCAUAAAAACUAUAUAAAUAUUAUUAUAGAACGAUGUUUUCUAACAAAUAAAUUAAAACAUUUGAAACUUGGCAUUGAACAGCUUCUUCAUAUGGUUUUAAUUGUUAAACUAGAUUGGGCAGAUUGUAUCAAACAAUUAAAUCGAAAGCAUCCUUUAGCUGAAGAUGUAGAUGAAAAUUUACAGCAAAGUCGUUACAAUAUACAAAUAGAUGAACUUGAAAUUACUUAUAUACGCAUACACCAAUAUAUUGCAGACUCAUUACACAAUGAGGUUUAUUUAAAUCAAAAUAAUUAUUUAUCCGGACUAGAUUCUGCAUUUUGUACAAGCGUUCCUUAUUGAUAUAUCAAUAAGGAUAUUAUUUCGAUCAAAACCCGUUAUAGUGAAUUGACUGCCAGUUUCUCUGCUUUGCCUAAAAAGCAAACUAUGAGUUGCUUACUUUGUUUGUGUAUUUGUCAUAUUAAUGCUAUGAUUAAAUUUCUAUUAUUAUAGUAUAAACGCGAAUGGAUAAUUUCAGAAAAUCAUAUUAAAAUUAAUUAUAGUGAUUUGCGAAACAAUGCACCGCUGAAGAUCAUGGACUAAUUUGGCUUCACGCGUUUAUUAUACAAGCAUCCAGAUAAGCUCUAUGGUAGUCAAAGUAUUCAUGUGUUAUUAUUAACUAAUAGUUAACCAUAUUUUAAACAUUAAAGUAUAAAAAUUAAAAUUUCAUCAAUAAUUAAGAAAACUGGCGAAAAGUACGUUAUUAAAGU